Molecule: messenger RNA, 399 nt
Organism: Penicillium vulpinum
Lineage: Eukaryota; Fungi; Ascomycota; Eurotiomycetes; Eurotiales; Aspergillaceae
Product: TVP15 family protein
Exons: 4
Coding region: 1-399 (132 amino acids)
Biological process (GO): vesicle-mediated transport
Cellular component (GO): Golgi membrane
Source: RefSeq, a predicted model, not a curated record
AUGGAUUUCACGAACAUUUUCCGUAUUGUCAACAUCGCCGUGGGCCUGUUCAUGGUGCUCGGUGGCAUCAGUAACUUCUUCACUGGCACCUGGAGUACCUUCGUCCUGGGCGCAUAUGUGAUCGUCUUCGGUCUCGUCGUCGCCGGAUUGGAGUUCCUCCCUCACGUCCCGGACUACGCAUACCGUUAUGCAUCCUUCCUUUUCUCCUUCCUCGGCCGUGGAGUCUUCUACAUCUUUAUCGGUUCCAUUCUGCUGCACGACCACGUGCUGCGCAUCAUCGAUGGUUCGCUUGUCGCCUUCAUCGGUCUCGGAUACGUUGCUCUCGAGUUCAUUCCCUCUAUUGAGCCACCUUCAAACAUGCGCGAAUCCGACCAGGGUUGGGGUGCCGAGCAGGUCUAA